Messenger RNA from Bombina bombina (fire-bellied toad), 1602 nucleotides. RefSeq names its product serine/threonine/tyrosine interacting like 1 (gene STYXL1). The transcript has 9 exons. NCBI's taxonomy places the organism in Eukaryota, Metazoa, Chordata, Amphibia, Anura, Bombinatoridae. Bases 34 to 918 code for a protein of 294 amino acids. Gene Ontology annotation, biological process: negative regulation of cytoplasmic stress granule assembly; protein dephosphorylation; positive regulation of intrinsic apoptotic signaling pathway. Gene Ontology annotation, cellular component: mitochondrion. The record is from RefSeq and is a predicted model, not a curated record. Gene Ontology annotation, molecular function: protein tyrosine/serine/threonine phosphatase activity; pseudophosphatase activity; protein phosphatase binding.
CAAGCGGCUAAGGACACCUGUUAAAUCUGGUAAAUGGCAGCGAUUGUACUGUGCAAGGCAACAGAACUGUACAACAUAUUGAACCAAUCCACAAAGUUCUCCAGAUUGGCAGAGCCUAAUUAUUUAUGUCUUUUGGAUGCACGUUCCAAGCGAGAGUACAAUGAGGGUCACAUUAUAACUGCAAAAUGGAUAAAGCAGAAAGAUGGAAAAUACCUGUUGCCAGAGUCUAUAGAGCUUGACUGCUUUAAGUUCUGUGUGGUGUAUGAUGGAAAUACAAGUUCAAUAGGAGGAGAUGGUCCAGCUAUAUUAUGUGCCAUGGUUAUGGCUCAGGUUUGUCAUUACCCAGUCCUGGUGCUACAAGGUGGCUAUGAGAUGUUUUCAGCUUGUUACCACUUCUUCAGGAGUCAGAAGGUAUUUUGGAUGCCGCAGGAAAUUGAUGAUUUUCAGCCAUAUCCUAUUGAAAUCAUACCUGGUUUGCUUUACUUGGGGGACAGCCGACAAGCUAGGGACCGCCACAUUCAAAAGGAUCUGAAGAUUAAAUUUCAAAUCAAUCUAUCUCUGGAUCCAGAAAAUAUGUUUAAAUUUCCACAUAUUGAUGUUCUUGACAUUCCGGUUGCAGAUGCCAGUGAUUCCAAUAUUAUUACAUUUUUUCCAGAUAUUUGUAAAUUUAUAGAAUCUCACAUGGCUCCCACUAUGGCGGUUUUGGUUGUCUCAAAACUGGGGAUCAGUCGCAGCAGUGCAAUACUCAUAGCAUAUCUCAUGUACCACCAUAAGUACGCAUUACAGGAGGCAUGGACACACCUUUUAAAAUGUAAACCCAACAUGAGGCCAAACAGAGGAUUUGUGGAGCAGCUUUCUAAAUGGGAGAAAACCAUCAUAGGACAGCAAGUCACAGACAUAUCAGAUCCUAAAUUUUGAUUACAUUUUUUUUACACAUAUUAUUACCCCAUUAUAUGCUUUAAUCUGUUUUAAAAGGAUAUAAAACCCAAAAAUGUUCUUUUGGUUUUAAGACAAUUUAAAAAAAGUUUCCAAUUUGCUUCUAUUAUUAAAUUUGCUUUGUUCCCAAGGUACACUUUGUUGAAGAGAUAUCUAGGUAGGUCUCUGGAACACUUCAUGACAGGAAAUAGUGCUGCCAUCUAGUUUUCUUGCAAAACUGCUGUCAUUUAGUGCUCCAGACAUGAGCUUACGUCCCUGCUUUUCAACAAAAGAUACCAAGAGACCAAAUACAUUUUGAUAAUAGAAGUAAAUUAGAAAGUGGUUUAAAAUGUCAUGGUUAAUCCAAAUCAUGACAGAAAGAGUUUGGGUUUUAUGUCCCUUUAAGAAUUGAAUUCUUCCUAGUAUUUGGUGCUUCAGCUCUACCAUAUCUAAUGACACACCAUUAUAUUAUAUAUCUACCACUGUUUUUGUAAAGGAACAUAUUGGAAAUACAAACUUCAAAAAAGAACAACUGUAUUGAGAGAGAUAUGCUAAUACACAGGAUAAUACUCAGUUAUGUAUUCCAAUGUGUUUGUCACUUCUGAACAGUUAUAAAAAAAUAUUUGUUACAUACCAAUAAAUAUAAUAUGUAAUUACAAUAAAUAACAUGUUGUAUAUAUUUAACGU